Messenger RNA from Paramecium sonneborni, 328 nucleotides. Lineage: Eukaryota; Ciliophora; Oligohymenophorea; Peniculida; Parameciidae. The record is from the annotation of a GenBank genome assembly.
AUGAAGUAAUCUAAACACUUUUAAGAUUGUGAUAAAGCAAUGAAAGAUUGGUAAGAAUGGGCAGAGAACUAAUAAAUGUAAAUAUAUAUCAACUAAACCUAACAGUCUAAAUCCAGAAGAAUUUCCUCCAUUACAUUUUACACCGAAAGACCAAAAAAAUAAAAGUGCUUUUAAAUUAUUCAAACUUGAUCAUAUUGUCGAAAUUAAAAAAUAACAUCCUGAAUAUGGCUUUAAGGAGAGACUAGAAACACUUAAACACAUGUGGCGUAACCUUAAUAAAGAUGAAAAAUAUAUAUAUGUUUAAAAAAGUAAACAAUUAAAAUUUUGA